AUGAAAAUAGCUUUCGAAAAACUAGAUGAGUCUUUGCAACAUGCGUUAGUUUGUUUGUCCGUGUUUGAUCGAUUUUUUACAAAAGAUGCUGCUGAGGCGUUGCUGUGCAAGGUUAACUGUGCUAACUAUCUAACAAAGUUAAAGAAAAGUUCCUUGAUCCAGAAGCAGGGCAACCGAUUUCUCAUGCAUUUACUGAUUAGAGGUUACGCGAGACAAAUCGGAGAAAUCAAAUUCCCCCAAAUUCUUGCUCUUGGCGAGCAGAGGUUUAUUGAGCACUAUUUGUCGCAGAUUUUGAGAAAUGCAAACAAGUAUUGGGGAAGAGACACAUGUAUGGAAUCCUUCCAUCUUUUCAACGAAGAAAGGAUCAAUCUGGAAGCCACUCUCAGAGUUGUGGGCCAACAGAAAAUACGCUGCUGUAGGGCAAGUAAGGAACUCCUGGAAGAUGUGGUUGCACAGUGCCAACAAGUAGCACCAUACAUCGAAUAUUGUGUCCCUUUUAAGAUGUAUGAUGACUUUCUUGAAGGGCUGCUACAUUUAUCUCGACUCCAAAAGAAAAUUACUAAGGAGGUAGAAAUUUUGUGUCUCCUUUUUCAUGAAUCAAGAAAACAUGGUGAAGGUGAUACGCAGAAAUCAAAAGAUCUCAUUAAACAGGCUAUCGAACUGCACGAUGACAACCUCCCAUGUUUUGAUGAAGACGGUUUGUCUGAAGUCUUUUAUUUGAGCCACUAUGGCCGAUACCUCUCACAGGACCGUAACGAAAGGGAGGAAUCACAAACUUUCCUUGAAAAGGCAAUUUCAAUUUGUGAAAAGGAGGCUGCGAAACAUUUGGAACAUAACUUCACAUUUGAUAAGGGCAAAAUUCUUUCUCAAAUGGGACAUAACGCGAAACUUCACAAAGAUGGAGUAAAGCGCGAAGCCGCUGUGAGAUACUAUAGUGAAGCCUUAAAUUUUCGUCUUGCGCGUUAUGGAAAGCAUCUUUUAACGGCGUUUUCAUACAAAGAAAUGGCUGAUUACUUUUUGUAUAUUGAGGAACUGGGCAAGGCAGAUGAGAACUACAAGAAAGCACUUGCUAUUUUGGAAAACAUGGAUGUAAAGGAACAGAAAGAGAAAGUUCCCAUCUAUAAAAACUUUGGAAUCUGCUACCAGAAAAGAAAAGAUUUUGUCCGAUCUCGAGAAAUAUUUCAGCUGGGACGGUCUGUUGCCGAUAACACCAUAGAGGGAAACCACAAAUGGAAAGUUUGGAUCAACACCUAUUUAGCGCUGCUUCUGCACAAAGAAUAUCCUGACAAAGAACGGGAGGCCCGCAUAAUUUCUGCGGAAGUUUUUCUAAUGGGUAAGGAACUCGGAAUGAAGAAAUGGCCUGAAAAGGAAGCACUUGAAACGUUUUACAAGAAUCAAUAG
Molecule: messenger RNA, 1401 nt
Organism: Porites evermanni
Lineage: Eukaryota; Metazoa; Cnidaria; Anthozoa; Scleractinia; Poritidae
Source: the annotation of a GenBank genome assembly